UCUAUCUUCAAUCUCGCUCCUCUUUUGCUUCUCCCUUCUCCCUUCUCCCUCCUCCAUUGCCAGAUCGCAUAUUGACUUGACUCCCGCCUCUCGCCCUCUCUCUUCCCGCCGCAUGAACAUGGUGCAGCCGCGUCUGGCGCCGUAUGUCAGACGGGCCUUGCGCAGCUCCAGGGCAUUCCACUCCUCCCCCAGAAGCUAUGCGCCCGCACCUCUGUCCGUGGCACAUCUCUUGGAUACGCCCCCGCCAGACCCAGACAAUGUGACAGUCAAUGGGUUUAUCCGGUCAAUCAGGAACCAGAAACAGAGGUCUUUUGCUUCAGUCGGGGACGGCUCGAGUCUCGAGCCCCUCCAGGCUCUUCUCACACCCGAACAAGCUCAAAAUCUAUCGACGGGGACGGCCGUGCGACUUACCGGUUCCUGGAGACCGUCGCCGAAUCCGAAAGCCCAGAGCCACGAGCUCCAUGUUGUAGGAUUGGAUAUUCUUGGAUCAGCCGAUUCUGCCACGUUCCCAUUGCAGAAGAAAUACCAUUCGCCUGAGUUCCUUCGGACGAUACCACACCUUCGGACACGAACCCCUUUCAACUCCACCUUGCUUCGUUUUCGAUCACAAAGUAUAGCACAGGUUACGGAUUUUUUUGCCGGCCGGGACUUUACACAGACGCAUCCUCCUAUAAUUACAUCCUCGGAUUGUGAAGGUGCAGGAGAAGUAUUCUCGGUCGAAACGGCAGAGAAGGGGCGAGCUACGGCAGAAAGCGAUGGGUCGUUCUUCAGAUCACCGAAAUACCUAACAGUCUCGAGUCAAUUGCAUCUAGAAGCUCUGGCACAGUCUGUGGGCAGCGUUUGGACGCUUUCUCCAACCUUCCGAGCAGAGAAGAGCGAGACUGCUCGGCAUCUGAGUGAGUUCUACAUGCUCGAAGCGGAGGUCAACUUCGUGGAGGAAAUGGAAGAAGUCAUGAGCCUGGUUGAGGAUAUGCUCCGACACCUGACCAAGGGACUAUACAACUCGCGAGUAGGACAAGAGUUAUUACACGGCAAACGAUCCGGCGAUCAGGCGGAGGAGGCCUCGAAGCGAUCCGAGGAAUUGGAGCGUCGGUGGCAAGGCAUGAUGAGUGAGUCCUGGCCGAGGAUAACGUAUACAGAAGCCAUAUCGCUGCUUGAACCGCAUUCGGAGAAAUUCGAACACGUCCCGAAAUGGGGAUCUGGUCUACAAGCCGAGCAUGAGAGAUUCAUUGCCAGCACGGUCGGUAAUGGCCAACCGGUCUUCGUCACCAACUACCCGAAAGCCAUCAAACCGUUCUACAUGCUCCCAUCAUCAACCGACGGAUCGCGGGAGACGGUCGAUUGUUUCGAUCUGCUCGUCCCCGAGGUAUGCGAGAUUGUCGGGGGAUCGAUGCGUGAGCACCGCUUGGAGCCGCUCCUUUCUAGCAUGCGGGAACACGGCCUGAUCCCGCCCAAUGCAUCGUCCGCAGAAGACCUCGGGACUUUGAAAUGGUACAUUGACCUCCGACGCUGGGGCAGUGUUCCCCACGGCGGAUUUGGUCUUGGCUUCGACAGACUGUUGGGAUACUUGUCGGGGGUGCCGAACAUCAGGGAGAUCGUGACGUUCCCACGGUGGGUAGGCCGAUGUGACUGUUAGUUAAGCAGCCAGCACGCCAUGUACUUAUAGAUAGAGAAUGUAUGUAUUAUAAUUCAGGAUCCCAACGCACCCC
Messenger RNA from Amorphotheca resinae ATCC 22711, 1709 nucleotides. RefSeq lists its product as hypothetical. Gene Ontology annotation, molecular function: ATP binding; asparagine-tRNA ligase activity. Gene Ontology annotation, biological process: asparaginyl-tRNA aminoacylation. The transcript is spliced from 3 exons. Gene Ontology annotation, cellular component: mitochondrion. Lineage: Eukaryota; Fungi; Ascomycota; Leotiomycetes; Helotiales; Amorphothecaceae. The record is from RefSeq and is a predicted model, not a curated record. The coding region runs from base 113 to 1636 and encodes 507 amino acids.